GGAGCCAGAAUUUCUUCUAGUUACUCCCAAGAAGAAAGAAUGUCAAAAAUCAAACUUAUUUCAUCUGAUAAUGAAGAGUUUACUGUUGAUCGACCUGUUGCUGAAAAAAGCAUGUUGAUCAACAAUAUGCUGGAAGAUGUUGGUGAACUGAAUGUUCCAAUUCCCUUGCCAAACGUUUCCUCGAAUGUUUUAAGAAAAGUGCUAGAAUGGUGUGAACACCAUAAGAAUGACUUGUACUCCAAUACUGAGGAAGAAAGCGAUAUUCGGCUUAAAAAAUCAACCGAUAUCGAUGAUUGGGACAAGAAGUUUAUGUCGGUUGACCAGGAAAUGCUUUUUGAAAUUAUUUUGGCUAGCAAUUAUCUUGAUAUCAAACCGCUACUCGACACUGGCUGUAAAACAGUAGCAAAUAUGAUCCGUGGAAAAAGCCCUGAAGACAUUCGUAAGACCUUUAAUAUCCCCAAUGACUUUACACCUGAAGAAGAGGAGCAAAUCCGUAAAGAAAACGAAUGGGCCGAGGAUAGGUAACGGGCGUUUAUUUUUUCAUUGUUUUUAUGUGUAUGAUUUUUUUCUCUAAAUAUGCAUUCUCCAUUUGCAAACGCUACUCUGGCAGGUUUCAUAAGCGAUAGUUUUCUUUAAGGAUUUAUGACCUUCAUAGUCCUUUUGCAACCGAGUAAUUGCUAUAAAUGCAUCCGUUUAAGUUUCAUAUAUUUUAUUUAAUGUCUUUACUGUAGGAUUCGUUUUAUCUGAAUCGAGCAAAAGGCGAAUAGGCUCUUCUUUACAAUAUAUUGAUCAUAUCUCUAUAUUUUCCUUAGCUGUCCAAAUCGAUAGCUUAUAUAGCUUAAUACAUGAUCCAAGUACUGUAUUAGCUUGGCGUUGAGAAA
Messenger RNA from Schizosaccharomyces cryophilus OY26, 881 nucleotides. Its product is annotated as SCF ubiquitin ligase complex subunit Skp1. Gene Ontology annotation, cellular component: nucleus; cytoplasm. The record is from RefSeq and is a predicted model, not a curated record. Gene Ontology annotation, molecular function: cullin family protein binding. The coding region runs from base 40 to 525 and encodes 161 amino acids. Lineage: Eukaryota; Fungi; Ascomycota; Schizosaccharomycetes; Schizosaccharomycetales; Schizosaccharomycetaceae. The transcript has 3 exons. Gene Ontology annotation, biological process: SCF-dependent proteasomal ubiquitin-dependent protein catabolic process; mitotic cell cycle.